CCCCUCCCCCCCUCCUCGGCCAGCUGACCUUUACGCCGCCGUCCGAUUCUCAUGCAGGAGGGGUUCCUGCUCUGCGCAUAUGGUAGGUCUGCGCAAAUGCGCGUUGCUCCCUGCGUCGUGUCGUGCGGCUCUAUGCUGCGCGUCGCCGGUUCAUGCAUAAAUAUGUGGCUCUGCUGCCUCCCGUGCUCUCCCCUGCCUUCCGGAUACUUGCCUUAGGUAGUUUGCCUUUCUCACAGCCAGCCUCGAAUCGCCUGAAUGCGUUCAUUCUUUCGCACGCGCUCGGUCGACCCAGGUAACUCGUUGCUGUCAGGGGCUCUGCCUACACUCCAAAUCUGCCAACCCUCUCUACCUUCAAGGAACCAGACAUACACUGCCACUCGUCCUAGCUGCAGCACCAUACCAACCCGGAUCUGACCCAGAACAGCUCCAACAUAUCCGGCAACCUGUCUUACGCUGACAGAGCAUAUACCCCGCAUAAAAUAAAGACAUUUGCAACUACAUCAACCCCAUCAUCAUCACGUACAAAUAAUUCUUGGACCAGCACCCCGCGCACCCCCUUUUUUGUCCUCUAAAUUCUCCUAGUCUCUUGUUCUUUUCCUGCCCACCCUCCAUUCACAACUCCCUUAUCCGUGGCUCUUCCCCGGCUCCUCUAGCCAACGCCUCCGGCCGCAUGAUGACCCACCAUCAGCCUCCUUGAAAGUCCACUUGAUCUCAAGAGAGGAGAGCGAUGGUCUCCCUGCAGCCCCGAGACUUCAGCAGCCCAUUCAACUACAACAAGCCCCACACCCCUCCAAGGAUCCCGUUCAACUACAAGCUCAAACCGGCCGCGUGCCCCGGCCUCUCAAACUUUUACCCCCAAGCCUAUUGGUUUUCCCGCCUCUCAGGUGGUGAUCACCGAAACAUGGGCAAGGGAAGCCGGGUUGACGUUGCCAAAUAUAUUGCCCAGUCUCCUGGCCAGCGACAGGGCUCGUCACUGGCCAAACUGGCCAAACCUGCUGGAAACCAACUUCAGACCACGAGCCCCUCUUUGUCUCAAUCUUCGACCAAGAGCUCGGCCAAGAGCCCGGCCAAGGGCUCGACCAAGAGCCGGUCCAGCGGGGGCUCCAGCAGCAAAUCCAACACCGUUUCCGGAAAAAGUAUCCGAGAGGCACUCGUCAUCAACACCAACAGUCCUCGCCAUGCCAUCGCCACCGCGCCGCUGGCCCACAAGGGCACAAAGUACGACGCAUACGAGUCGGGGAGCUCCUCGGACUCGUACUCGGAAUACUCCUCCGGCAGCGACCUGGACUCGCCGCGGUCAUGCGCAAGCAGCAGCAGCUCCUUCUCGUCCGGCUCGGCCCGCGACCUCGCCGAGCGCAUCCUCGAGCGCAGGAAGGAGGAGCUCGUGGACAGGGUCAUGGCCCGCUUCUACUCCUUCUUCGCCCCGUGGCUCGAGGCCAGGUUCGGAGUCGAGUGCUACAAUGAUGGGGGCCGUGGCGGUGGCGGAAGUGGGGGCAGUGGCAGGCCUGGCAGCGGCAGUGGACGCGGCGGCGGCGGCGGCGGCGGCGGGUCCCUGAACGGAGGCGGCGGUCGGGGAGGCUCGGGCGGCGGGUCCUCGGGCGGCAGCAAGAAGCGGCAGCAGAGGGACGACAGCGACGACGGCGGGGACGACGGCGGCUGCGGCUCCGACGACGAGGGUAACGGCGGGCGCAGGGGCAACAUCAAGCGUCUCAGGCGCGACAGCGGCACGCGGAAGGACGGCCCCAGGUUCGCCUGCCCGUUCUUCAAGAACGACCAGAAGCGGUACGGCAAGGUCAAGACGUGCUGCGGGCCGGGAUGGGAGGCUUCUGACAUGCAUCGCUUGAAGGAGCACAUCUACCGCAAGCACUCGGCGCCGAAUUACCUGUGCAGCCGGUGCCUCGUCGACUUCAAGACGGAGAAGAGCCUGUACGACCACUCGAGGGCCCGCGAGGCGUGUCUCGUAAAAGAGAGCAGCCCCCACGACCGCAAGCUUCUCACCAAGGAGCAGAUCAAGAAGCUCAGGGCCAAGUUCAAGUCCGGGCUCAACGCGCUGGAGAAGUGGCGGAGCAUCUACGCCAUCAUCUUCCCGGACGCCGAGAUCCCCCAGGAUCCAUACUACGAGGGUGGCAUCAGCGCGGAGGAGGAGCUCGGCGAGUUCCUCGACCGCGAGCUGCCCCGGGCCGUCCGCCAGACGGUCGAGGCCAAGAUCGACAAGGAGCUGGAGGGGGGCGUCAUGAAGGACCUCGACAAGCUUGUCAAGCAGGCCGUCAGCGCCGUGUUUCAGCUCUGGCGGGACCUCAAACAGCAGCAGCCGCCCCCGCAGCCGCCCCCGCAGCCGCCGCCGCUGGCAGGAGGAGUGGCGGCCAAGUCGUCGGGCAGUAGCCGCCAUCUGCCGUCUCCUUCGACCGAGAGCGCCAAGUCUCUGCCGUCUCCCGACCCCCACGGCUUAUCGGACACGGACGACCUUUGCGAUGUUCCGGCUGCCGAUCUGUUGCCGGAAUACUGGAGCCAGUUUACCUUUGACCAGAUCCUCGCGAGCGGCGGCUUUGCCCAUGAUAUCCAGCCUCAGGCGCAUGUCCCAUGGGAUAGCUACGGUACCUCGUACACUUUCCCUUAACUUGUUAGUCUUUUUUGUUGGUACAACUGUCAUCUUGCAGGCUUGGCACUCCUUUAUUUUCAUUCUUGCCUUGUUAUACUGCCUUCUCGAGUAGGGGGUUGGGGGUCAAAAGUGAGCGUAGUGGAGGUUGUCUCAACAGCAGACGCAAUCGCGCGUCCUUUCUUUUGUUCUUAAUUAUGUUACCUUGACCACACAGAACAUUGGUACGCGAAAACAAAUGACUACAGUUGGCAGUAUCCUCA
Gaeumannomyces tritici R3-111a-1 is the source of this 2859-nucleotide messenger RNA. RefSeq lists its product as hypothetical. The transcript is spliced from 5 exons. The coding region runs from base 728 to 2617 and encodes 629 amino acids. NCBI's taxonomy places the organism in Eukaryota, Fungi, Ascomycota, Sordariomycetes, Magnaporthales, Magnaporthaceae. The record is from RefSeq and is a predicted model, not a curated record.